Messenger RNA from Meriones unguiculatus (Mongolian gerbil), 949 nucleotides. RefSeq names its product olfactory receptor 6K3-like. The record is from RefSeq and is a predicted model, not a curated record. Gene Ontology annotation, molecular function: G protein-coupled receptor activity; olfactory receptor activity. Lineage: Eukaryota; Metazoa; Chordata; Mammalia; Rodentia; Muridae. Gene Ontology annotation, biological process: G protein-coupled receptor signaling pathway. Gene Ontology annotation, cellular component: membrane. The coding region runs from base 1 to 948 and encodes 315 amino acids. The transcript has a single exon.
AUGGAUAAGAAGAAUCAAACAAAGGUGACAGAAUUUUAUUUUUCUGAUUUCCCUCAGCUUGAGAGUGGUGGCCUUUUGUUCUUCAUCCUUCUGCUCUGUGUCUACAUGUUCAUCGUUGUUGGAAACUCCAUGAUCUUCCUGGCUGUGCAGCUGGAUGUGCAUCUGCACAACCCCAUGUACAGUUUCAUCAGCAUCUUCUCCUUCCUGGAGAUUUGCUACACCACAGUGACCAUUCCCAAAAUGCUCUACAACCUGGUCAGCAAAGAGAAAACCAUCUCCUUCAUCGGCUGCCUCGUGCAGAUGUAUUUUUUCCAUUCCUUUGGAGUCACGGAGAGCUUAGUCCUCACAGUGAUGGCCAUCGACAGGUACGUGGCCAUCUGCAACCCUCUCCGCUAUGCCAUCAUUAUGACUCCGAAGCUCUGCACACGGCUUUCCACGGGCUCUUUCACGCUUGGCUUCCUCAUGCUUCUCCCAGAGAUAGUGUGGAUGUCAACUCUGUCCUUCUGUGGCCCCAAUCAGAUCCACCAACUCUUCUGUGACUUAGAACCUGUGCUUCUCUUAGCAUGUACAGACACAUCUAUGAUUCUGGUUGAAGAUGUCAUCCAUGCUAUGUCCAUCCUGACCUGUGUCUCUGUCAUUACCCUUUCCUAUUUGAGAAUCAUCACCGUGAUCCUAAAGAUUCCAUCUGGCGAGAGCCGUCAGAAGGCGUUCUCCACAUGCACAGCCCACAUCACCAUCUUCUUGCUGUUUUUUGGCAGUGCGGCUCUCAUGUACCUGCGCUUCUCUGUCACCUUCCAGCCUCUACUGGAAAAGAUCAUUGCACUAAUGUUUGCGGUCCUUGCCCCGCUUUUCAACCCUAUAAUUUAUAGCCUGAGGAACAAAGAUAUGAAAGAUGCCAUUAAGAAACUCUUCUGUUCUCAAAAGAUAUUCACUGUCUCUGGGAGCUAAU